Molecule: messenger RNA, 2418 nt
Organism: Coprinopsis cinerea okayama7#130
Lineage: Eukaryota; Fungi; Basidiomycota; Agaricomycetes; Agaricales; Psathyrellaceae
Product: AMP deaminase
Exons: 12
Coding region: 1-2418 (805 amino acids)
Biological process (GO): AMP metabolic process; IMP salvage
Cellular component (GO): cytosol
Molecular function (GO): AMP deaminase activity
Source: RefSeq, a predicted model, not a curated record
AUGACCUCGAACGAUGGUGGUCUACCCACCACUCCUGGCAUCCACGACACAACGGCGGUGACAACGCCAACGAUCAACGAACCGAUGAGCACACCGACUGGGGGCAACAGCGCCAACCACAUCCAGGUCCCGGACUCGCAUGACGGUUUCUUCGGUUACCAGGAAGAGCGCAGUCUCCAGCAGAUUGAGGAAAAGUUGAUGCUGCAGCGGCGAACUUCAGAUGCCAUCCCACCUGAAAUAGAAAGCCUGCGGGGAUCGCGAGUCCAGUCACCAGCACCAGAUCCGUUUUACGAAGAGGAGGAAGAGCAGGAUAAGCGUGAACGCCUUUACAAAGGCGAGAACCACGCAACCGAAAUCCUAAACACGGAACAAGUUCUCCUACUCCAGUCGUUCCAGAAAUGCUUAGAACUGCGCGACAAAUACAUGCUCAAAUCCCGUCAGCGACUCGGAGACGACCCGCGAGACCACGACGGGCACUUCCAGGGCAUCCCAGACGAAGAUGCGGACCCUUGUGGCGUCCGCCCAGACGCGCAGUUUGGUUUGGACAAGUCUUCCACCAGCUCUACGGCAUCCACCAACAAAUGGAAGAUCUACCCGCCUCCCCCUCCCCCUCAUUGGCACUGGAAGCAAGACCAAGUUGUUAGCGGUGGUGGAAAGCAUAUCCCGGGAGAUAGCUUCAAGUUUGAAGAUUGCGAGAUCCCUGGGCCUAUAGAAGGGUGGUCGUUCAAAUUGGAUCAUAAGGGUGUAUACCAGGUGUACAAGGGCGAGGAGGAAAAACCUGCCUUCGACGUCCCCGAUAUUCGAGAAUACUUCUUGGACCUAGAAUACGUCCUCAAAGUCAUCUCGGAUGGACCCACCAAGAGCUUUGCAUUCCGCCGACUCAAGUACCUCUCCAGCAAGUUUACGAUGUACAGCCUGCUGAACGAGUUCCAGGAAAUGUCUGAUAUGAAGUCUGUGCCGCAUAGAGAUUUCUACAAUGUUCGUAAAGUCGAUACCCACGUCCACCACUCGAGCAGUAUGAACCAGAAGCACUUGCUCCGGUUCAUCAAGUCCAAGAUGAAGCGAAGCCCCAACGACGUCGUUAUCUUCAGAGAUGGACGCGAAUUGACCUUGUCACAAGUCUUCGAAUCGUUGAAGCUUACAGCCUACGACCUUUCGAUCGAUACACUAGACAUGCACGCCCACCAAGAUUCGUUCCAUAGAUUCGACAAGUUCAACCUCAAGUAUAACCCUAUCGGUGAAUCCCGUCUGAGGGAAAUCUUCCUCAAGACGGAUAACUACAUUCAAGGGAGAUAUCUCGCCGAGUUGACGAAAGAGCUGAUGACGGAUUUGGAGCAAAGUAAAUACCAGAAUGUGGAAUGGCGGAUCAGUAUAUAUGGUCGCAAGCCUGAUGAAUGGGACAAGCUCGCGAAAUGGGUUAUCAACAACAAGCUAUUCUCGCAUAAUGUUCGAUGGCUUAUCCAGGUCCCGCGUCUCUAUGAAGUCUACAAGGCUAAUGGUUCUGUGAACACCUUUGAGGAUAUCGUCGUCAAUGUGUUCCGCCCGUUGUUUGAAGUGACGCUAGACCCCCGCAGCCACCCCGAGCUUCACGUCUUUUUGCAACGCGUUGUAGGAUUCGACACUGUCGACGAUGAAUCGAAGGUCGAACGGCGCAUUCACAAAAAGUUCCCGUAUCCCAACUUGUGGAACCUCCCGCAAUCCCCACCCUACUCGUACUGGGUAUACUACAUGUUCGCAAAUAUGGCCAGUCUGAACAAUUGGCGUCGUAUCCGAGGAUUCAACACCUUCGUCUUCCGACCUCACUGCGGCGAAGCGGGCGACACCGACCACCUCACCUCCGCCUUUUUGACCUCUCACUCGAUCUCACACGGUAUCCUCCUCCGCAAAGUGCCCGCCCUGCAGUACCUCUACUAUCUCAAGCAGAUUGGUAUUGCGAUGAGCCCGUUGAGCAAUAAUGUGUUGUUUUUGACGUAUGAGAGGAAUCCCCUACCCGACUUUUUUAAGGUGGGGUUGAAUGUUAGUUUGAGUACGGAUGAUCCGUUGCAGUUUCAUUUUACCAAGGAACCGUUGUUGGAGGAGUAUAGCGUUGCUGCUCAUAUCUACAAGCUCCCUCAAAGCUCCCUGGCUGAGCUCGCACGCAACUCUGUUCGUCAGAGUGGGUUUGAAAUGGAGAUCAAGCGGCAUUGGUUGGGCAAUAAUUGGUAUCUACCCGGUGCUGCUGGGAAUGAUAUUCAUAAGACGAACGUCCCUGAUAUCCGACUACAAUAUCGUCACCAGACACUACUGGGCGAGUUGGAGAUGUUGAAGAGGGCGAGUGCGAUGUCGGUGGAGAGUGUUAGUCCUGCGCGGGGAACGGGGGGUGUGAUUCCUACGCCUGAUAUGAUUGGUGCUAAGGCUAUGACUGCUGGGAGGUCGUGA